AUGGCGCUAGAUGCUAUUGCUAAGUCCCGACCCGCGCCGCCGCAAUGGCUCAUGGGUGCAGAGGCUUUCGAGCGUCACAUGCCGCAUCAUAACGGAAUCCGUGCGCUGUGGGAGACUAAGUGGCGCGAGCCCUGUCGGCGGUCGGUGUACCCUUUCCAUGACGGCGCCUUCGAGGAUUUCGAGCCUGUAUUUCUAGAUCUAAUUGCUCGAGACAUCAACGAUGGGACUUCGGCCGAGUACACGCAAGCAUUCAUUCCUACCGCACGGGCUCUUGAGCAACGCGGCGACGAAGAUGCUGCUCAAGGAGGCGAGGAGGGGAAGAAAGAGGCGUCGCGGCUGUACCUACGCGCCGCUUGUAUCUUACGUAUCGCUCGAUUUCCGUACAUCACAGGCUUCCCGCACCCCAACGAUCCCGUCAAGUGGGAGGCUUGGGAGCUACAGAAAGCGAUAUACCGCAAAGCCGGAUCUCUAUGGUCACCAUCCCCUCUAUCCGAGGUCUCGAUCCCACAUACGUUCGCUAAGGGACGUGACCGUAACACUAUCCCAGCAUAUAUCCGAGUACCGCCCUCUCUAUCCAAUGGCGACUCGAAGCACCCCGCAGUCAUCCUCUUCACGGGUCUUGAUGGCUAUCGCCCCGACAACACAGCGCGAUGCGACGAGUUCCUCUCGCGCGGGUGGGCCGCUGUCGUGCUCGAAAUUCCAGGCACGGCCGAUUGUCCAGCAGAUCCAGCGGAUCCGAACUCGCCGGACCGACUACUCGAUAGCCUGUUCGCGUGGUUAGCCUCUGACGGGCGCUUUGACUUAGGGCGCGUGUUGUGCUGGGGACUAAGCAGCGGAGGAUACUAUGCAGUGCGGGCGGCACACACGCACCGCGACAAACUACUAGGAGUCGUCGCGCACGGUGCCGGCACGCACCAUUUCUUCGCUCGCGAAUGGCUUGCCAAAGCUAAUGGUCAUGAGUACCCGUUCAAGCUUACUCCAGCACUGGCUAUGAAGUACGGAUACGGCGACGAUGUCGAGGCGUAUCUGGAGGGCUCGCAGGGGAGGUUUUCGCUAUUGGAGACGGGGAUCUUGGGGAUGCCGAGUACGAGGUUACUUCUUGUUAACGGGACGCAUGACGGGCUCAUGCCAAUUGAGGAUUCAAUGCUUUUGUUCGAGUAUGGGUCGCCUAAGGAGGCACGUUUCUUCACCGGUGCUUUACAUAUGGGAUAUCCCAUGGCGAAUUCGUCGGUAUAUCCUUGGAUGGAACAAGUGAUGGCUUCUGCGAAGUGA
Molecule: messenger RNA, 1272 nt
Organism: Daldinia childiae
Lineage: Eukaryota; Fungi; Ascomycota; Sordariomycetes; Xylariales; Hypoxylaceae
Exons: 2
Coding region: 1-1272 (423 amino acids)
Source: RefSeq, a predicted model, not a curated record